ACAAGUCUAACCAAAACGUCAAUUCCUCAUUUCCAAUAGGCUCUGAUCAAGUCCUCCUCCAAACAGAAUUAUCUUCAUUUGAAUCGGUAAAAGGACUGCUGAUUAAAGCACUUUAAAAGAUUGAACUGAUCUUCACUCGAGAAACAUAGUUCUGAUUAAAGCACUUUCAGAAUUAUCUUAGUGUUCACAAUUUGAUCUGCAAAGCUACCCAAAAACAAAAUUUGUUAGAAAUGGUUGUCUCACCAAAGCAGCUCCAAUUCCUUCUUCUGUCGUUUCAAUUAUUUUCUUGUGUAUCUCCAUUAUCUUUCAACUUCUCCACCUUUCCAAAUGGCAUCAAAAACUUAUCUCUCGAGGGAGACGCUUACAUCGAUGGCAAAUAUCUUCGACUUACCAAAAGCGCUGUUGACGACGUACAGAACCAAAGUGUAGGUCGAGCCACCUACAGCCAACCCUUCCUCCUCCGAGACAAGGUCACGGGAAAGCUUGCCGAUUUCACAACAAACUUCACAUUUGUCAUCGAUUCCAGAGGCAAGACACCCUAUGCGGACGGAUUCGCCUUCUUUUUGGCGCCAAAUGGAUCCUUACUCAACAAGACAAUAGGCAGAGGCGGCAGUCUAGGACUCCCCGUGGACACUUCUCCCGACGUGUCAAAAAUUCAGUACCCUUUCUGGGCGGUGGAACUUGAUAUCUACCGGAAUAAUGUGACAUCUGUGGAAGAUCCUGCCGGAGAUCAUGUCGGAGUAGACAUCAACUCUGUGAAGUCUAAGAUGACCGAAUCGUGGAAUGGUAGUAUUACAAACGGACGAGUCAAUAGUGUUGGGAUUAGUUAUGAUUCUUCAUCAAAGCAUGUUGGUAUUGUUUUCACAAGUUAUGUGAAAGAUGUUCAAGUUAUGAAGUAUAUGGAUUGCAGGGUUGAUUUGAAUGAAAUCCUCCAGGGUUGGGUCGUUGUUGGGUUCUCCGCCGCAACAGGUUCUCUGACUGCUGUGGACAAGAUCCAAUCAUGGAGUUUUAAUUCGUUUCAACUGCGUGAAGAGAAUGAAACGAAGAACACGCCAGUGGUUCCUGAGCCGAGCCCCAUUGUUGAUCCCAAGUCAGGAAAUGGGGUCAACGUAGGACUAAUUGUUGGUUUGGGUGCUGGUGGGAUUGCUUUCUUGGUUGGUGGGUUGGGUUUGGUUUGGUUUUUGAUUUGGAAGAAGAGCGCAGGUAGUUCAAAAGAUGGAAUGGUUAACGACUGGAUCGAUGAGGAGUUCCAAAAGGGAACAGGCCCCAAGAAGUUUUCGUACAGAACAUUGGCUAGAUCAACAAGUAAUUUUGAUGAAAGAGAGAAGCUUGGAGAGGGAGGAUUUGGUGGAGUUUAUCGAGGCUUCAUAAAAGACUUGAACGCGUAUGUUGCUGUUAAGAGGGUAUCAAGCAGGUCUAGACAGGGGAUGAAGGAGUAUGCAGCAGAAGUAAGGAUCAUCAGCCGGCUAAGGCAUCGGAAUCUGGUGCAACUCAUUGGUUGGUGCCAUGAAAAAAGAGAACUCUUACUUGUGUAUGAGUUCAUGUCCAACGGCAGCUUGGAUUCCCAUUUGUUCAAAGGGAAAACCUUGUUAGAUUGGGAGGCAAGAAACAAAAUUGUUCAAGGCUUGGCAUCUGGGUUGUUGUAUCUACACGAAGAAUGGGAACAAUGUGUGCUGCACAGGGAUAUCAAAUCCAGCAAUAUCAUGUUGGACUCAAAUUUAAACGCAAAACUUGGGGAUUUUGGGUUAGCUCGGCUUGUUGACCAUGGAAAACAAUCACAAACAACAGUUCUGGCCGGAACUAUGGGCUACAUGGCUCCUGAAUGUCUUACCACAGGAAAGGCUAGCAAGGAAACAGAUGUCUACAGCUUUGGAGUUGUUGCCUUGGAGAUAGCUUGUGGGCGAAAACCCAUUGAUCCCAAUUUGGAAAGUAGUGAAAGGAAUAUGGCGGAGUGGGUUUGGGAGCUUUAUGGACAAGGGAAAGUCAUUGAAGCAACUGACCCUAAAUUGUGUGGAGAGUUUGAUGAGAAACAAAUGGAAUGUUUGUUGGUUGUUGGGUUGUGGUGUGUUCAUCCGGAUUACACUAUCAGGCCUUCGAUACAACAAACGAUUCAAGUGCUUAAUUUUGAAGUUCCAUUACCUAUUCUCCCGUCGAAGAUGCCGGUGGCUAGCUACUCUUCACCUCCGGUAACAUUGUCAAUUUUGUCUGCUGAUACUACAGAUUUGGAAAGAGGUGAAACUGAUUCUUCAGGCUAUCGUUACAACACCAACUCCUCACAGUUCACCCAAUCUUCUGCAUCAAAUUCUUCUUCAUCAGCACACUUUAGUACACAAAAUAAAUUUUAAUGAAUAAUCCUGGUCUACGUAUAUACAAAUAUUUUUUAGUUUUUUGUAUUUGAUUAUGUUGUAUAUGCACUGGAACUAGAUAAACUAGAAGAACUAGAGUGUGGACUAGCUCGAGUCUAUUGUCCAAGCUGACUAUUUUUGAAAUAAAUAAAAAAAUAGAACAAAAAGAUUAGCAGAAAAUCCAACUUUCAAUUCUGAAUGCUAAUUGCUAACCAUUUCCAUGUUUCAAGCAC
Messenger RNA from Malus domestica (apple), 2578 nucleotides. Its product is annotated as L-type lectin-domain containing receptor kinase IX.1-like. Gene Ontology annotation, biological process: protein phosphorylation. Gene Ontology annotation, molecular function: protein kinase activity; ATP binding; carbohydrate binding. Gene Ontology annotation, cellular component: plasma membrane. The record is from RefSeq and is a predicted model, not a curated record. Lineage: Eukaryota; Viridiplantae; Streptophyta; Magnoliopsida; Rosales; Rosaceae.